Messenger RNA from Paramecium sonneborni, 897 nucleotides. The record is from the annotation of a GenBank genome assembly. NCBI's taxonomy places the organism in Eukaryota, Ciliophora, Oligohymenophorea, Peniculida, Parameciidae.
AUGUUUUCUGUGUUGUUUUUAAUUACCACGUCUUAUGCAACAGAUAAAAAUUGCCUAUGGCACGAUUCUUAUGGAUACAUUUAUGACAUCUAAAAACUUCACAACAUCAAUAACUAUUAAGUACCUGAUACUGAUACAAGUAACUUUUAAUAUACAAAUUUAUAAAGGCAUGGGGAUGUUUAAUAUGAUUUAUGAAUUUAAUUUUUGCAUAGGAGCUGUGAGAUGUUAAGGUCGAGAUGUUGCUGCAUUUGAAGCACUUGAAGUAAUGGGCAAGGUAACUGAAAAUUGCGAUGUAUAUAAUUAUUCAAUAUAAAGGUCUUGGGAUUAAAAGAAACUCAAGAAUUUGGCUAUAUUAAUCCAAUUUAUCCUGAAUUAGGAAUUUCCAUAACUUAUAAAUAAGGUUUUUUUAAAUUAAUUCUAAGGCGAUAUGUGUUUUGAUGUUAAAGAUGAUGGUGGAUUACAAAAAAUAAUUGCAGAUAAUGAAUAAAUGUAAAUGAGUCCAAGAUCUGUUACUUUUGAAAUAACUUGUGGAAAAGAUGAGCCUAACUUUAGGGUUAUUGAUUCUAGCAAAUGCAAUAUUAGGUUGGGUAUUUAACAUUCAGCUGGUUGUCGAUAAGGAUCUUCUCCUAGUAUUUAUUAAAUUAAUUCUAGGCGGGGGCAGUUAAACUAUGCUUUUAUAUAUUAUUUUAGCUGCAGGCCUUUAUUUUGGGGGAGGCAUAGCUUACAACAAAAAAUAAUACUAGCUUAGUGGAGUAGAUGCGCUACCUCACUCUCAUUUUUGGAAAGAUUUUCCUCAUUUAGUUAAGGAUGGAAUUAAUUUUACUGUUAUCAAAGCUUUUGGAAUAAUUAAGAAAUUUAGAGGGUUAUAAAGCGAAGGAGGAUAUGCUGUUAUUUGAU